CCAACCGUGACAUGUAAUACCUCCUCCAUCUUCUCUGUGCAGCUUGAAUUCGACCACGACUCUCACCCGGCGGCAGCUGUGCUUUGAUUCUUCGAUUCUUCUUCUUUCAACCACCCACAUCAACAGUCUUCAGCACCAGCGCCCAAACACAAUGGACGUCUCUCACAUUCCCCACGCCGAGCGCGUCCGCCGCAAGAACCGAUCAUCCACCAACGUCAACCACCUCUCACUCGCCCCUCUCACCACAAAGCUCCCCCUCGACGACGACGAAGCCAUUGCCGAUGCCGCCCUCUCGCUGCCGCGGCCGAGCACCUCGUAUCUGCAGGGCAAGUCCGCGCCCGCAACGCCUCGGCUCCUGGCCAGCUCCGCAACCAACCCCCGGUCGCGGUCACGGUCGCGAAACCGCACGCCGUCUGCCUCGGGCGGCGCACCAAUCCCCAAGAGCAAGUCGUCGUCGCACCUUGCCGGCGCGAAACGAGCUUCACACGGCGCCGUGACGCCGAGGCGACGACACGACGAGGGAGGGGGUGAUGGCGACUGGCUGCUGAGGACGGGCGCAUUGAUGACUUUCGAAGCGAGGGAGUUCAAGGGCCAGUCGUGGCUCGUGUCGCGGCAGAGCUCCACGAGCCUCACGGGCAUCCCAAGCAUCGAGGACGUGGCGUUUGAGGACGAGCUGGCGCGGGAGCGAGAGAUGACGAGCCUCCUCACCAGCAGGCGCGGCAGCUUGGCAGACGACGACAUGUCCGUCUCCAUCCUCGGCGGCAGCAAGAUACACAGCCGAUCUCACAGCAACCACGGCAGCCGGAGCCAGCUCAUGACGCCCGCAGAGCGAGUCACAGACGACGGCUCAUACUUCCCAAACCAAGAGCUCGCCGGGCCAGACUUUGUCGACCUCGACGAGAGGCUGGAGGAGCUGGAGCGCGACACGCUCGAGGACGCCGAGGCGGACGUCAAGAGGCUGAUGCGGCGGGGCACCGCGGGCAAGGGGUCGUGGAUGACGAGCUUCAUGGGGUGGUCGCUGUUCUCGGUGGACGAGCAGGGCGAGGAGACGGACGACGACGACGACGAGGGGGACGACGAGUCAGAGUACGACGAGUCGCUGGCGGACUCGCGGACAGAGGCGGACCGGAGCGCCUGGCUGAAGCGGCACGUCGAGGGGCCUUUGGAUCCGGAGGACUUUGUGCCGCCGCCGACGGCGGACGAAGGGAGCUGGAGCGAUGCGGCGUGGCUGCUCAGCGUGGCGUCCAAGGUCAUCUUUUGA
Molecule: messenger RNA, 1261 nt
Organism: Trichoderma reesei QM6a
Lineage: Eukaryota; Fungi; Ascomycota; Sordariomycetes; Hypocreales; Hypocreaceae
Exons: 1
Coding region: 152-1261 (369 amino acids)
Source: RefSeq, a predicted model, not a curated record